UCCAGCCUCCUUCGAACAUUUCGAUUAUUAUUGGUAUACGUUGAUCUCCGCUCAGUGAUCGAAGAACAGUUGAUCAUAGUGAUCAUUUUUAAAUCGUUUUCUAAGUUGUCUAUGUUUCUAAUAGCAACGCAACUUGUUCAAAUCAUCUAAUCGAUAAGUUGUUGUUUUUUUGUUUUUAUUGAAAGAACAAAAAACAACUUGGGGAUCGAACGAAAUGUCUGGUUUAAGUUCACGGACACGAUGGGAGGUUCGAGCUUCUCAUAUUGCAAAAAGAACGCACAACCCUAUAAGAUCGAUCGUUGAGAACAUCGUUGUCGAACCUAAUCCUAAGAAGAGAAUGAUCGCAUUGUCGAUCGAAUUGAACGUCAAAGACGUGAUUCUGUGUAGUGGUUGUUCCUGUGCCCUGGAUCUCUGUAUUACAGCAUUGGCAAAAGAAGGACAGAACAUUCUGAUUCCACGUCCUGGUUUUUCUAUUUAUCGAACGUUAGCGGAAGGUCUAGGAAUUGUGGUGAAGACUUACAAUCUUUGCCCUGAACGCAAUUGGGAAAUCGAUCUCUAUGACCUGGAGACGAAGAUCGAUGAAUCUACGGCAGCGAUAGUUAUAAACAAUCCCUCGAAUCCAUGCGGUUCUGUGUUUAGCCGCAACCAUAUACUCGAUAUUCUGAAUAUUGCUACCCGUUACUACCUGCCUAUCAUCGCUGACGAAAUUUACGAACAUAUGGUUUUCCCUGGACAAACUUUUCACUCGUUAACGUCCCUCCCGAGCGAAGUUCCGAUUUUAUUGUGCAGCGGUCUUGGAAAAAGGUUUUUGGUACCUGGCUGGCGUAUGGGAUGGAUAAUCAUCCACGACAAACAAAACGUUUUAGAGGAAGAGAUUCGCAAGGGUUUGCAAUGUUUGAGUCAACGAAUUAUUGGUAGCAAUACGCUUAUACAGGGUGCCUUACCGGCCAUUUUAAGGAAUACACCUCAAAAGUUUUUCGACGACGUCAUGUCCACCUUGCUCACCCAUUCGAAAUUGUGUUAUAAUUGUAUAGCGAAGAUUCCAGGAUUGAAGCCGAUAAUGCCAGGCGGUGCGAUGUAUAUGAUGGUUUUUAUAGACUUAUCCUGUUUCCCCGAGUUUAAUACCGACGUUGAAUUCGUGCAACGUUUGCUUAUGGAAGAAUCCGUUUUUUGUCUGCCGGGUCAAUGUUUCGACUACCCUUCGUAUAUGAGACUGGUAAUUACCAUACCUCAACAUAUGCUCGAGGAAGCGUGCAAAAGAAUUGAAGAAUUUUGUUGGAGACACCAUUACAAAACGGCAGAGAUUAGUAGGAAAAAUAAUUUGAUUGAAAAUUGACGAAUGGAAUUAAUGCAAAUUAGAAUAAUGAU
Messenger RNA from Polistes canadensis, 1368 nucleotides. It is a transcript of the gene Tat, whose product is annotated as tyrosine aminotransferase. NCBI's taxonomy places the organism in Eukaryota, Metazoa, Arthropoda, Insecta, Hymenoptera, Vespidae. Gene Ontology annotation, molecular function: pyridoxal phosphate binding; L-tyrosine:2-oxoglutarate transaminase activity. Gene Ontology annotation, biological process: biosynthetic process; aromatic amino acid metabolic process. Bases 215 to 1336 code for a protein of 373 amino acids. The transcript has 10 exons. The record is from RefSeq and is a predicted model, not a curated record.